Molecule: messenger RNA, 2346 nt
Organism: Pecten maximus
Lineage: Eukaryota; Metazoa; Mollusca; Bivalvia; Pectinida; Pectinidae
Exons: 2
Coding region: 266-2299 (677 amino acids)
Source: RefSeq, a predicted model, not a curated record
ACCUGAUGCUAGCGUGACAUUAUAUAAAGACCUCUGGUUAGUUUAAACAUUUGAAUUGAAAUACACUUAAAAAGUACUCUAAAUCUAUAUAAAUGUUGGUGCAAAAAAGGAUGAAUUAUCAGCAUAUACACACUAUGUCUCAGAGACACGAAGGCAGACGACAGUCUCUCAGUAACGAUCAAGCUGCAAGCUAACGAACAGUGAUGUAUAGUCGGGGAGAAUUAAACAUCACACUGAUAUCUAUGUAGCCAAGUAUAUAACCAUAAUGGACUCUGUGGAGAGUGAGUGGAUGUCUGUGCUCUUGUCCACAUACCUGGAGAGGAAGUUUACUGGAACAGAGGAGACAAUCAACAUAAAGAGGAGGGCAAUAGUCUUACAUGAACAAUUGUCUAAUGUUUCAGAAACGAUUUUCACUGGCAGUUUUGGAGAAGGAUGUCAUCAAUACGGGUCAGAUGCGGACUUUAUGAUUGUAAACAAGGCUAUAGCAGUAAUGUACCCUGAUCAGAGUAUUCCGCAACACCUGGCACACAAAACCAUUUUUUACAUUAGAGAGGCAGACUGUCGACCUGGAUAUGUCCAUUUAGAGAUAGGUCAGCUAAAUCUGUCACAUGACCUCCUUAUUAAUUCAUUAGUUAGAAUAAGGAAUUCAUUGUUUAUUUCAAGUGAUAUCUUCAGAGAGGACUUGAUUAGUCGUUUAACUACAGGGCAAAAUAUAAAAUACGAAUCCAAUGGACCCAGUUGUACAGCUACUGCGAUAGAUCAUAAAGAAUUGAUACCGAAUGAUAUUGUGAAUUGUUUUCAUUGUGACAGUUGGCCAAAGGAAGCAAAUGAAUGGAUUAAACGUUCACGUCUGUAUGGAUGGCCUCAUCAGACUUUGAUAGACAAGAUUGUAAACAAUGGAUGCCAUCUUGUUCCAGUUGGAGAUAAAUGCUCGAAAGAUACAUUAUUACAAUGGAGAAUAUCAUUUGCAGCAGCAGAAAAAUCCUUAGUUCAUUCUUUUAGUCACAUUCAAGUCAAAGUAUACGCAUUGCUGAAAUAUUUCUUAAAGCAAAUUAAACAGACAUUGAAAGAAACUAUUGGCGAUGAUGACAUCUUGUGUUCCUACUUCCUAAAAACAAUCAUGUUUCAUGCAAUAGAGAAUUCCAGCCAAAUGUUUUGGCAAGACAAGAACCUUUUUUAUUGUUUUUGGUUUUGCUUCAACAUUCUGAUUGCAUGGGUCAGGGCAGGAUUCUGUCCCAAUUACUUCAUCAAUGCCAACAACAUGUUCCAGAGGAAAGUACAUGGACAAAAUCAACAAAUACUACUGGACAUCUUGGACAACUUCUGCCAGAUGAAAUGGAUGUGCCUCUCAGUAGGAAACUUCUUCAAACGUUCAAUAUGGGAGGAUCUGUGCAAUCCCUCCAUUCAGGCUGACCUUGUAUGCCCAAUGACAGCGCAAAGAAAUAUUAUGGAACAAGACAAGACAGCUCUUGGAUAUUUAGCAUUUACAUCUGCCACAUACAGAACCAUCAAUAGGGCAAUUUACUUUCUAUCUACAUCAAAAUCAGAUAUUGAUGAAUUAUGCACAUACAAACCUGCUAUGGACAGUCUGAGAUGUCUUGCAUUAAAACUGUUCUCUAAAGAUCUGCCUGAAAACAGGAGUGCACCAGAAAACAAGACACGGUACCGGAGACUGAGGAAAUGUAAGUACUGGAUGACUCCAAACGCUUUGUUCGGCACAGAUGUGUUGUAUUUGGCAACUUUUCAUUUUCUGACUGGAAAUUUUGGUAAAUGUCUAGAGAUGAGUAGACAAGCAAUGAAACUAGCAUCAAACUACAGAGAUGAAAACUAUCUUCAUCGAUUGUACAGGCAUCAACCUCAUGGCAGACCAUUAGAAAGACUCCAGAAAAUAUACAAUAAAUACAUUCAAUUUCAUUGUGGGGACAUGCAUUUCCCAUAUCUUUAUCUAGAGCUGCGAAUGAAAGACAAAUAUCUAGAAAUUCCACCUCUACCGUAUGCUCUGUUCCUGAACUUCCUUUGUAGCCAUGAGCUUGGGGACAGCAGCGGACGUGACAAAGCAUUACACAACCUGAAACAGGUCCAGUAUGAUGAGGAACAGGGGGGACAAAAGUUCUGGAUAGUUCCCACACUCCUUGGGAUCUGUUAUCAAAUUCUCGGGAAUUAUAACAUGGCCAUCAGGGCUUACUGGGAGUCAGCACAAUCAAAGAACAUUGAUUUCCCUAAGUGGAAUCCUGCCAUAGACAGGAUAGCCAUAGUGUAUCUAUGUAUGUAUGUCUCACAGAGGUCAGACAGAGGAUAGCUGUGGUGUGUCUAUGUAUGUCUGAUAGAGGUCUGACAGAGGAUAGC